GAAGCCGGGAACAUCACACCAUGAGGGUCUUGGUGCUCCUGUGCGUCCUCGCUGUGGUCCAGUCCCGGCCAUGGGCCGGCAGCAAACAUCCGUUGGGUGGCAAGAAAUUCUCGGGACCUGGGCUGCUUCCACCACCUGGGGUUAGGCCUGGCUUCAAUCGGUUUGGUCCACCACCACCACCGCAUGUGGUGGUGGUGGUGCCACCAGCGUCAGGCAGCACAAAUGCAGGUGAAGGAAAAGAAGAAGGUGGGGGCAAAGGGGGAGGAGGAAAGCCCAAGGCCGCUCCAGCCGCGGCUGAAACCCCCAAAGCUGCCCCAGAGGCACCUAAGGCUGAAGCCGGUGGCUCGAAAGGCUCGAAACCCGUAAGUGGCGCUUCGGGAGGCGAAGGCGCUGGUGAAGAUAAAGCCGUGGCCGCGUCUUCAGGUGGUUCUGGCGGGGAUGAAGGUGGCUCGGAAGGAGAAGGCGGUGGUGGUGAUGAAGCUGGAGCCGGCGGUUCGGGAUCUUCGGCUAGCGGUGGUAAAGCCGUGUCCAAGUCAGCUGGCGGUGGUGCAGCCAUGUCUAAGCCAACCGGUGGUGCUGAUGGUGGUGAUUCAGAUAGUGAUUCAGAUAGCAGUGAUUCGGAUGGUAGUGAUUCGGAUGGUAGUGAUUCAGAUGGUAGUGAUUCAGAAGAUUCAAGUGGUGAUGACGAUGGAAGUGAUGGCAGCAGUGGCGAAGAUGACGGUUCUGACAGCAGUGACGGUGAUGACGGAAGUAGUAGUGGCAGCGACAAAGGCUCUGGUGGCGAUGAUGACAGUGAUGGCAGCGACAGCAGCGACGACAGUGCUAGCAACGGGAACGACGAAGACGAUGGUGGUGACGAUAGUGACAGUAGCGGUUCCGACAGCAAUAGUAGCGGUAGCGACGAAGACGGUAACGGCGACAGCAACAGUGAUAGCAGCGGCAGCCACGAAGGCGAUGGUGGUGACGGUGACAGCGGUAGUAGCGGAAGCAGCGGCGAAGACGGUGAUGGCAGUGACGACAGCGCUAGCAGUGGGAGUGACCAAGAUGAUGGCAACGGCGACAGUGAUAGUAGCGGCAGCGACGACAAUAGCAGCGGUAGCGACGCAGACGAUGAUGGAGAUAGCGACAGUGAUAGCAGCGGUAGCAACGAAGGCGGUGGUGGCGAUGGCGACAGCGGUAGUAGGCGGAAGCAGCGACGAAGACGGUGAUGAUAGCGGCAGUGGAGAUGAUGAUAGCGGCAGCGGCAGUGGUGAUGCUGAUGGUGGCGAUGAUGGAGAAAGUGGGGAUGACGAUGGAGAUGGUGACAGCGGUGAUGGCAGUAGCAGCGACGGAGAUGACAGUGGCAGUAACAGUGGCGAUGAUGGUAAUGGAAGUGGUGAUGAUGGCAACGACAGUAGCGGCGACGACGACGGAGAGGAUAGUGGCAGUGAUGAAAAGGGCGGCGAUGGAGGAAGUCCCAGUGCUUCUGGUGACUACAUUGUUUCCUGCGGCCGGUGAUCAAAAUCAACUGCAGCUAUUCAAAUUGACUGAAGGGAUUCGAUUAAUCGCGCCAUUCAGUGGAAACUACUCCAAUGGUGGACAUACGUGGGUAUUGACAGCCAAUGCCGAAUAUUUUAGAGCAUUGUGAGUUUGUAGUCUUUAUUCAACCUUUGAUGCGUCGACACGUAAUUUUCCCUCGUCAUGGUUUCCAUAGUGACCCGGUCAAGGCGCGCUCACGUUUGUGCCGUGCCAUUAAGUGGCUUCAAGAUCUGUGCAAUCGAUACCUAUGCCAACCGUGUGUUGGAGCCGCAUGGUUGUCAGAAAGACGUGCUCCCCUGAAAUCAAGCGUUCUCGCACGCAUUAUUACGGAUUAUUUGAACUUCUAAGAUGAUCCACACGACUUGUCAGUCACAUCGCUUGGAUGUCGCAUUGUGCCUCCAGGUGCAACGUAGAACUGAAGACGACCAAUAGUGGUUCAUAUAGAAGGGGCAGCCUGUGCACAAUGCAACGCAACAUUAAGUCAACGGCUGGCCACAAGCUGAGAAAAUCAUGGACCACCAUGCUGCGACAUUCUUGUUAUGUUGAUGCUAAAUGAUUCGCCGAAGAUGAUAAUUACCGGAAUGUUUGGAGAAUGUGCGUGGUAUGAUCCACCAAAUAUAUUAUCGUCGCCUAUCGUGCAAUGUAUUAAUGGACGGUAUUACAAGCCAAGAC
Molecule: messenger RNA, 2190 nt
Organism: Pollicipes pollicipes
Lineage: Eukaryota; Metazoa; Arthropoda; Thecostraca; Pollicipedomorpha; Pollicipedidae
Product: cell wall protein IFF6
Exons: 2
Coding region: 439-1497 (352 amino acids)
Source: RefSeq, a predicted model, not a curated record